Messenger RNA from Scylla paramamosain (green mud crab), 4092 nucleotides. Its product is annotated as Ig-like and fibronectin type-III domain-containing protein 2. The transcript is spliced from 24 exons. The record is from RefSeq and is a predicted model, not a curated record. Gene Ontology annotation, molecular function: protein binding. Bases 777 to 3863 code for a protein of 1028 amino acids. Lineage: Eukaryota; Metazoa; Arthropoda; Malacostraca; Decapoda; Portunidae. Gene Ontology annotation, biological process: cell-cell adhesion.
GAUGCCUUCACUUGGUGCGGGGUUACAGGACUUAACGGAACGCCCUAGGUUACCUCACUACUUCCAUCUCGGUCUCGGUAUUAUGUGUUGUGAUUGUUAACCCUACGACUAUGUGGUUCAGACCUUAUCAUGGAGCGCCACGCCAUUGGGGGUAUCGGAACUGACCAGCAGCCGCAGGAUACUCCUUGCUUGCUAUCCUGUGCUGGGGCCCGCUCCGGGGCCCAAGCGCUGAAGCGACGCCUAGGUAAGGACGCCUAAUGUGAAGUGUGGCGCGUGUCUCGUUUUCUUCAUCUGCUGCUUGGUGUGUCGCGGUGAUGUAAAGCGGUAAGAGCAAAUUGGUGACUCCCCUUGCCCACCUCUCAUCGAGCCACGUGGGUCCUCUCCUCUUCCUCCUGCCGUCCCUCACCACCACCGCCACAGUCAGGAAAUACUCCUCCUAGUCUCCCUCAAGCUGCAGAAUACACGAGUAAGGCUUCAUCAAGGGCGAGGAAGGAAGGAAAGAAGGAAGGAAAGGUAGGAAGGGAGAGAGGGAAAGUGUAGAAGCAACAACACAACCAGUAGGAGGAGGAGGAGGAGAAGGAGGAAAAGGAGGAAGAGAAAGAGGAGAAGGAGGAAAAUAGCACGAGGAGAGGAGUGAGUAAACCUGAUAUGUAAAUACCACCCCACUUCAUGUUCAUCUGACACCGAACAUCUGCACAGUCGUGGCUCCUCUCGGAUUGCCCACGCGGAGGAUGAACUAAGGGCAGGACGCUACUGACGACACUGUAGGAACCGUCAUGGCGUGUGUCGGGAGGGAAUCAAGAAUACUGUUGCUGCCGGUGCUUACUUCUUACAUCAUCCUUCUGGUUCUUCUUCAGUCCAGCACAGCCCAAGGAGCGGAGCCGCGGCCCUUCAUCCGCAACACUGCCAAUGCCCCGAGGGAGUUCCGCGAAGGGGACGACAUUCUGCUGACGUGUGUGGUGGCCGACCUGGGGAACCACACUGUCUGGUGGAGCAAGCGAGGCAACGGCAAGAAGACCAUCCUGACGGUGGCCGAGCGAAGUAUUACCAGCGACGAGCGAGUCUCCCUCCUGCAUGACAGAGCUCCCUCCUACAACAGCUCCCUCAUCAGCUCAGGGGGUGACGUGUGGGUGCUGGUGAUCAAGAAUGCCAGGGUGUCGGACGCGGGGAUCUACGUGUGCGAGAUCAACACCAACCCGUCCCUCACCUCAAUCUACGUCGUCAGUGUGACCUCUCAUCCCUUCACAGUCACCACGGCCAACGCCUCAGCGACGCAGGUGGCGCUCCGCUCGACGCACAACUACACUGAUUGCUGCGUCCAGAACAGCGUCAGCCCGCAGUGCCUUGGCUUCUGCGCCAUCCACAACAUCUUGGAGGGCAAAACCGGCAUCGAGCCAGAGGCAUGCGAGACCUACUUCCCCUUCAUCGUUAAGUGCAUGGCAGAUAUGAGGAACCACGUGCCCUGCUGUGACAAACAAGGCGUCCCGGACAUCUGCCAGGACCUGUGCCGCGGGGAGUACACCAUGCAGGAGGACAGGAUACAGUCGCACUUCUCCUGCACAUCCUACACCGAGGCAACGCUCAUGUGUAUCUCAGAGGGCAUAGAAAUCAUCCCGUCAGCGCCAGGCUCCCCCAGCGUGGAGGUGCUGGGCCCCAACUCCAUCCAGGUGAGGUGGGAACCGCCUCCGCCGGGCACCCCCGAGCCCGAACACUACCUCAUCCAGUACACCACCAUCACCAGGUUCGAUCCCCCCGUGGACGUGGUUGGCAACGUCACGAACACCACAGACGACAGCGACGACCAGCUGCCUCAGCCCAAGCGGGUGACCGUCAAAGUGGCGGCGACACAGACAGAGGCCGUGGUCAACUCCCUCACACCCAUGACCUGGUAUGAGGUGUCCGUGGUGUCCGAGAACAUGCACGGUACCUCCCUGCCCAGCUACAACCUGCGAGUGCUGACCCACGCGCGCCAGGCCAACAAGACCGCCGUGGUGCACCCAGAGCUGCCCGACGUGGUGGGCUGCUGCUCUGACAAGGGCGUCAAACACUACAGGUGCCUGAGGAAUGUGUGUGACCCCAGCAACAGGUACAUCAACGAGCCGGACAUGAUCGUGUGCGCGCCCUGGGCCACCGAAGCGUUCUCCUGCCUGGCCAACGACAUGGACCACUCUGACUGCUGCCGCGAGAGGGGCCUGCCGCCUCUCUGCGUGGAACUUUGCUCCGGCAACGUCACCAAGAUUGACUUCAAGUAUUUCAGGUGCGUGGAUUACUUCAACGAGUACCGCAGCUGCCUCAUGAAGGGCUACAACGUGCUACCGGGGCCACCGCGAGACGUCGGCGUCAGCAACGUCCACGCUAACUUUGUCCUUCUUCACUGGUCGCCGCCCGAGAUGCUUGGGAACUCAGUCACCACCUACCACGCCUACUUCAGACCAAUCCAACCCAGCCGCGAGUGCGAGAGCAAGUGGUUCAUCAACAACUUGGAGGUGUCGUACCACGGUGUGUACACGCAGUCUUCGCCCUUCGUGCUGGAGAAGCUUUGUGAAGACACCGAGUACGAGAUCUACGUGCAGGCGGUGAACAAACACGGCACCGGAGACCCGUCAGCGCGCGUCCUGUUUCGCACGCCGUCAAUAGUGCACGAGAGAAAGCUGGAGGAGACGUCUUACAACGUGACUCACUGCUGCGUCAGCGUGCAGAUCAGCCCGGGGUGCAUGCCUCUGUGUGACUACAACGCCCGUAUGUCCCACGUGCGUAUGCUGGCCACCACCUGCUCCGGCGAGCUGCCCAACAUCCUGCGCUGUGCCGUAGGAGGCCGCAACCACCAGCCGUGCUGCCAGCGGCGGGGCGUCCCUGAAUCCUGCAUGAGUCUCUGUGCGGGAACAUUCUCCAGUCAGGCAACGCCGGCCGUGUGCAUGCCCUACAUCGGCAACAUCAUGAUGUGCUUGGAGGAAGGCGUGGGAUACCUGCCAGGCCCCGUGAGGGACCUCAAGGCCACCAAGGUCGCCGACAGGGAGGUGACGCUGGUGUGGCAGCCGCCCGAGAAAGGCUCCAACAUCACCCAGUAUCAGCUGCACUACCAGAGCGUGGACAAACACUCCGCCGCUCUGGCCGUCUACUCGCUCAACAACACAAUGAACCUGACGGACACCGUGGCCACUGUACCCAACCUCAAGACAGGUAACAUGUACAACUUCUUCGUGAUCACCAUGAAUGAGGAGGGCACCUCGCUGCCCUCCGCUGUCCUCACCAUCAACGUCACCGAGGAGCAUGAAGACGACAGCGGCUUGACUGGAGUGUCGUCGGCGCCUCACAGCCUGGUGCUGGACGCCAAGACUGCCACCACCCUCACUGUUGUCUGGCAGCCGCCGGAGUUCGCGCAUCCCACCGACAGGUUCAUAUAUGAACUUCACUUCCGCGCCCUGGGCAGCCCCGGCGACCCCGACAACUACAACAUCACCACCACGGCCGCCACGGCGCUGCGCCUUGAGAACCUGACGCCCAACACCCAGUAUGUCAUCUACGUCACCGCCACCACCGACAAAGGGGAGAGCCGCCCCUCGGAGACGCUGCUGGCCUGGACCGACCCCGCCUACCCGGCCUUUGUGGAGGCUCCGACAGUCCACCCUAUCAACCUGAUCGUGGAGGGCGGCAAGAUGACAGUUCUCUGCAUCGCCAUGGGCUCCCCUCCUCCCACCGUGUCCCUCUACAUUUCCGGAGUGCUCAUUCACCAGGACGAGACGCGCCACAUGGUGACGGUGGUGCAGAACGUGACCAGGGACAUGCGGGAGAUCUCCUGUUAUGCUGACAACGGCUACGGCACACCCAUGCAGGCCUCCCGCACCAUCACCAUCUGCCCGUGAGUACUGUAUGGCUGGGCCUCACGCUUCGCACUGGUGGCGGCGACGUGGAAUUAUCAGUUGGCAUGCUUUCUUUGUUAUCAGUUAGACUGUUGUGGAUGAAAUUUUGUACCUAGCAUGGAAAUACUGGAAGACAAUUAUUUCAUCCAAUUCCGCCGCUCUUUUUUUCGCAGGUCGGCCCCGCAUCAAGGCGCGGGAGAGAGUGCCAGUCCCGGAGGGCACUUCGGCCACA